CUCCUCGUGGAGGCUUCUGUCCCUCCAACUACUACUCCCUCUGGCAGUGACUUCGAGGAUGGUCUUUUUGGACGUCUUCUAGUUGCGAGCCACCUUUGUCCUCUGCAGGCGAUGGAAGAUUCAAUUUUAGCCAUUCGAGACCCUACUUCUGCUUCCAAUUCUUGGGCGGGCGAAUUUUUUGUGGAAGCGGUUCCUAUCAAGCCGUCCAUUGAGGCGGACCAGCGAAACAUUUGGCAGGCAUACUCUGAUCCGCGAUCUAUUGGUCGUCAAAGAGCCGACUUUGAUGCUCUGAGCAAUCCGGAGGUUUUCUCCGAGUACGAUAAAUGCUCCUUCCUUAUUACAAAGGACAAUGAUCAGCGUCUAUGUACACUCUUCAAAAAUCUCCUACGUGCUGGAAAACAAAGGAACUGUGUCAAAAAUGCCCUGUUGCGAUGGUUUGGCCAGUGCCUGCACGCUAACAAAGAUCUAGCGGAAGAAACCCGACUGACGCACUCCGCCGCCGCUAUGGGUCGCGCCAUCCCCAAACCCCUGGACGCCUACCCCCUCAUUAGUCACCUGUUCUUUCUGGCACACACUGCCCUGCGACUUUCCUUCGCACCACUGCUUUCCCUGCACUUUGAGACUAAUCGGCAGUUGCAUCAGAUGGAACAGGAGGCCCAGCUGCUAAACCCUAUGGCUUCUCCCUGGGGUGGCGGAAUGAGCGAUGACACUCCACAAGGUAUGCUCACUGUGCUCUUUUGUACGUUAGCUCGGCUGGGUUUGAUAGUUGGGGGGAUUUCCCACGCUGAUUACUGUUUCUCCGACUACGCCGUUACAAAAGUGUAUGUUGUCUUAUAUCAAACUAAACUCCCGAACGCCGACAUGGUAUGA
Dibothriocephalus latus is the source of this 870-nucleotide messenger RNA. NCBI's taxonomy places the organism in Eukaryota, Metazoa, Platyhelminthes, Cestoda, Diphyllobothriidea, Diphyllobothriidae. The record is from the annotation of a GenBank genome assembly.